ACAAACUCACAAACCAAGCAUCUCCAAGAAAAAUACCUGAGAAUCAAGAACACCCAGCCAUGGCCAUGAUCCAUCCCAAGAGGAUUGCUCAGUUCGUGAGAAAGUGGCAACGGGUGAAGACAGCAUCCAGAGACGACGAAGCAUGCUGCACGGCAUCGCCGGUCGCAGAUAAAGGUCACUGUGCCAUGUACACAGCCGAUGGGAGGCGGUUCGAGGUCCCGCUGGCGUACCUCGGCACGACAGUCUUCGGCGAGCUGCUAAGGAUGUCCAAGGACGAGUUUGGGUUCACAUGCGACAGCGGGAUCAUACUGCCGUUCGAUGCAGUGGUGAUGGAGUACGUCAUGUGCUUGCUCAGAAGAAAUGCAUCGCCUGAAGUAGAGAGGGCAUUCCUGAGCUCCGUAGUGAUGUUGUGCCAAUAUCCAAGUUGUAUGGCACCACAUGUAGUGCUGCACCAGCAGCUUGCAGUUUGUAGCUCCUGAAUAUAUGCAAAGUUUUUGCCUCAUUAUUCUCCA
Lolium perenne is the source of this 512-nucleotide messenger RNA. RefSeq names its product auxin-responsive protein SAUR36-like. The record is from RefSeq and is a predicted model, not a curated record. Gene Ontology annotation, biological process: response to auxin. NCBI's taxonomy places the organism in Eukaryota, Viridiplantae, Streptophyta, Magnoliopsida, Poales, Poaceae.